Messenger RNA from Aphanomyces astaci, 1095 nucleotides. RefSeq lists its product as hypothetical. The record is from RefSeq and is a predicted model, not a curated record. The coding region runs from base 61 to 1095 and encodes 344 amino acids. The transcript is spliced from 3 exons. Gene Ontology annotation, molecular function: enzyme regulator activity; calcium ion binding. NCBI's taxonomy places the organism in Eukaryota, Oomycota, Saprolegniomycetes, Saprolegniales, Verrucalvaceae.
AUCGCCGCCGCUUUCGCUGGUUACACGUUCGCCUUCCAUUGUGGUGGCUUCGCUGGCGGUAUGAAUAGCGUGAGCCUCAAUGAGCUACGGUCGCAUGUGAAGGGUCUGCACAAAGAACGCUCCAAAGCCCGUUGCUUGAAUCUGAAACCACUGGACCGGGUGAACGAGCGGUUGACGUUUGAGAAGGAGCGAGAUUUGUGGUGGCACCAUGCAGAGUCGACAGAGGGGGCAAGCCCUGGUAAAAUGCACGCGGGGUUCAAUUUCAAGCAGAUUGAGAAGGAGCUGCGGCUCUCGGAAGAGCGCGAGUGGAUGAAGAAGCACAAAAAAGCCCGUCCGCACGAGUUUACGAUCGCCGAGAAGCGUAUUUUACGCGACUGGUUUGACCUGUUGGAUACGGACUCGUCGGGCACGGUCUCGACGGAUGAGCUGCAAGAGAUGCUGCUCACUCUGGGUCUGGCGUUCACCACAGACGAAUCGAACCAGAUCAUUCGAUCCAUCGACGCGGAUAGCAGCGGCUAUGUGGACUUUGAAGAGUUCGUGCUUGCGUUGACGCCGCAGCACGGCCCAGCCCACGCACGCCUGGACGACUUGGAUCGAUCGGCAUCCUUUACCGGGCUUAAGAAGAGCAUGGAGGCGCAGAGCCGAGGGCUGCUGGAUGCCAAGACUCAUGUGUCUAUUGAGAGGAGGAGAUUCCUUGUCAACGCUAUCAUGGAAACCACGUGCAGUACAGGCGUCGAAGGCACAACGGUGGACGGCGACGACCGGAAGCGGCGGAAACGAAAGAGCAAACUGCCGGUCAAUACAAAGUUGCGAUUGCAUGGCCUGGAACACGCCAUCACACGCAACGCGCGGUCCAGAAAAGCCGAUGGGGCUUCUGGUGGCGAUCUUUCAGUGGCGACGCGGCACAUCGAACUUGAAGCAGUAGCCAGGCAAGAAGCCCUGAGACGGGUGGAAGCGCGGCAAUACUUGCGUCAAGGCGGCUGUGUCAGCGAAGCUAGCACACACCACGACGACGAAGUGUCACAAGGAAGACUACGGCAUGCUUCGUCGCAUGCACAUGUAGACCACACUAUCCUUCCUCCUAUUUACAGUUAA